Messenger RNA from Brettanomyces bruxellensis, 1635 nucleotides. RefSeq lists its product as uncharacterized. Bases 1 to 1635 code for a protein of 544 amino acids. The transcript has a single exon. The record is from RefSeq and is a predicted model, not a curated record. Lineage: Eukaryota; Fungi; Ascomycota; Pichiomycetes; Pichiales; Pichiaceae.
AUGGGUAAUAAUAAUGCAAUAAGGGAGAAGCGGAACUCCUCGAUAAAAGCUCCCUUGAAUCAAAAAGCACAGAAAGCAAGAACAUUUAGUCUUUUGGAUGACUUCGAGUCCGGAAACAUCAAGCUCGAUGACAUAAUUCAACUUCCACAGGACACCCCUUUUGACGCCAAGAAGCAGCGCUUAAGUGACAAUACGUCUGGAUUUAAUUUUGAUCAAUAUCUUAUGAAUUUUGCGCUUCAGAGCUCAAUGGAAACGGAAUUUACAAGUGCGGAAAGUAACGGUGGAUAUAGCAGGAAGCCAAAGCUUGACUUUAAUAGUGUUGAAAAGACUACCGUGAAUUGUUAUGAUGAAAAGUCCAUCAUGAAAAUGUUUGACAUUCCAGAUGAGAAGCAGCGGUUGAUUAAAGUCGAUGAUAAUGAUGAAGAAAUUAAUAAUCUUGAUAUCCAGGUUCGAUCGAAUAAGUUCGAUAACUAUGCAGACAGCAAAGAUCACACGGAGAUUGACUUUGGAGAUGUUUUCGCCGAUAUCAUCAACAGUUCCUCUACAAAUGAUGACAGUCAGCUUGAAGGAGAUGAUAUAUUUGAUAAGCCGAACGAAAGGAACGAGCUGGAUGAUCUUGAAUUCAGUUUUGAAAAUGAAAAUGUUCCUACUAGCAUGUCUAUGUCAACGCAUGAGCUCAGGAAGCAACGCCAAGGUCAUCAUGAACAAAGGCAUGUAUCCAAUAGUGAAAGCAAGAAGGAGCAAGAGCUAAGAAAGAGAAAGAGCAGAAGUGCAAUAAAGCACCAGCGACAACCUGUAUACAAGAAAGGAGAAUUGGAAGAGGAAGUCCUAAGAGCGCCAAAAAAAAUAACAUCAGAUAUCAGUUUUGAUACAGAUGAGGAGCCAUUGUUUGAUAUAGGAGCACAGGCACAUCUCAAUGAGCUUGAGCCUCCCGAAAUUUAUGCAGAUGACAGUUAUUAUAGACUUGAACGACAGGUUUCAUCUAAAAGAUCCCCCGGAAGAGUGUGUACACCCGUUCAUAGGACAUUCAGAAAGCCAUCUAAACCGAGUAUAAAGGUCAGAGAGAAUCUUUUAAAUCUUAUAGUUGAAUCUUCCGAUGGAAACUUAGAUGAUGCCACUAAGUAUGCAACUGAGAUAAAUUCACAGAAUUCAUCUGGAAUUCCCCUUCCAGAGAAGACAACUGAACUAGUUACUAUACCAACUACGGGGCCUGCAAUUGGGGGAAUAAAGAAAGCAGCAAUAGUGCGAGCUCUGCUUGCAAAGGCAAGCCUAGAAGUCCAGAAAGAUCAUCACAGCAAUACUACAUCUAUGAAAGCACCUUUAAAGGAGAGCGUUUCACUUCAUGGUCAUCACGCGAAACAUGUAGGCUUUUACACGGCCAAUGAAAAAUUAAACUUUGUCAGAGAGAAUGUUGUUAAAUUCAGCACACCUGUUAAAUCUAGUCCCGAGCCAAAACUACAAAGUAUAGAAGUGGAUAAGGAAAAUAGAUCUCCGCUCAUUUCAAAGCUUAGGUCCAAGAUCAAAAGUCCGCAUAGAUCGUUGCUUCACAAUUCGCACAAUUCUGCGAUCCGUAGUCCAAUGGCCGGUCGCAAGAAAAGUCAAAAUGUAAAAUGGGCUUCUGUACUGGAGUGGUAA